Gambusia affinis (western mosquitofish) is the source of this 1566-nucleotide messenger RNA. RefSeq names its product gap junction alpha-9 protein-like. Gene Ontology annotation, biological process: cell communication. Gene Ontology annotation, cellular component: connexin complex. The coding region runs from base 1 to 1509 and encodes 502 amino acids. NCBI's taxonomy places the organism in Eukaryota, Metazoa, Chordata, Actinopteri, Cyprinodontiformes, Poeciliidae. The transcript has a single exon. The record is from RefSeq and is a predicted model, not a curated record.
AUGGGAGACUGGAACUUCCUUGGUGGGAUCUUGGAGGAGGUCCAUAUUCACUCCACCAUGGUAGGCAAGAUCUGGCUUACUAUCCUAUUCAUCUUCCGGAUGCUGGUGCUGGGCGUGGCUGCUGAGGAUGUGUGGAACGACGAACAGUCCGACUUCAUCUGCAACACGGAGCAGCCUGGCUGCCGUAACGUCUGCUACGACCAGGCCUUCCCCAUCUCCCUGAUCCGGUACUGGGUGCUCCAGGUGAUCUUUGUGUCCUCGCCCUCUCUGGUGUACAUGGGCCAUGCCAUUUACCAGCUGCGCGCUCUGGAAAAGGAGCGACACUGCAAGAAGGUGGCGCUGCGCCGGGAGCUGGAGGCUGUGGAUGCAGAAAUGGUGGAGGUGAAGAGGAGGAUUGAGAAGGAGAUGAGACAGCUGGAGCAGGGGAAGCUGAACAAAGCCCCCCUGAGGGGUUCGCUACUGUGCACCUAUGUAGCUCACAUUGUCACUCGCUCAGUGGUGGAGGUCAGCUUCAUGACAGGACAGUACAUCCUCUACGGACACCGCCUGAACACACUGUAUAAGUGUGAGAGGGAGCCGUGCCCCAAUGUGGUGGACUGCUUCGUCUCCAGACCCACAGAGAAAACCGUCUUCAUGAUGUUCAUGCAAGUCAUUGCCUGCAUCUCCCUGUUUCUCAGCCUACUGGAGAUCAUGCAUCUGGGCUUCAAGAAAAUCAAGAAGGGCAUCUUGAACUACUAUCCUCACCUCAAGGACGACCUGGACGACUACUACGGUAGCAAGUCCAAAAAGAACUCUGUUGUACAUCAGGUGUGCAUUGGAACUUCAGUGGGUCGCAAGAGUACGAUUCCCACUGCUCCCAGUGGAUACACGUUACUGCUGGAGAAGCAGGGCAAUGGACCCAACUACCCCCUCCUCAGUGCUUCCUCUGCCUUCGUCCCAAUUCAAGGGGAUCCCGGUGCAAAGCCGGAGGGCCACAAGAACGUCAAGGAGGGAGUGCCAAGCCCCACGGAGCAAAACAGCAACUCCAACAAUACCAGCAGUGAGACACGCUCGCCUCCUAUGGACAAACAUGACGAACCGGAGGAUCUCUCCUCACCCCACCAAGAUGACCUGGAGUGUGGGAGCUCAGAGUACCCCACUCUGCCCGUGGCAGACACCUCCUCCUCCACCACGUUGUCGGGCAUUGCAAGGAAGACACGGCGGCUCAGUCCACCGUGGAACUGCUCGACGGUGGUUGAGGGGAACUGUUCAGACAGUGGAGACUCCUACCAUGGAAACAGCAGCAUGAAGCUACGCAGCAGCUGCGCCGGCCCCAGAGCAAGGAUCGUCUCUAAGUCGGACUCAAAGAGGCCGAGCAGGUCCCAGAGCCCAGACUCUGUAGGGGAACUGAGCUCAGUGUCUCGACACAGCCGGGAGAGUAACAGUCCUGUCACUUCUUCACCGAACCGAAGAGUGUCAGCGGCGAGCAGCGGGAGCAGCAGACGAGCCCCGACUGACUUACAAAUUUAAAUCAGACUUAAUUUAAAUGUGCUAAAAGUCCUGAUCCAGUCCUUUAUUUAUAUUUUU